AUGGAAACACGUAGUAAGACGAGGGCAGACCCCGCGGCUACGGAAUCCGUCCGGGUGCAGCGCGAACGUCGUCAACGUUCACCGCGCAGCGCCCGGCCGGGUUUGGCUGCGACGGACGACGGUGCUUCGGCAUUGCCAAGCAGUUCAAGCAUACGAGGCGACGUGGCACAACCUAGCCACGACGCUGAACGCCUGGAUGCUCGAACUAGCUCGCAAAACGAAGGCGAUGUCAAAGCACGACCAUCUAAACCUGUUUCUAGUAUUCACAGUAAUACUGCGCGCACCGAGCGCACACAUUCUUCGCGUUCUGCGGCAACCGUCCGCGCCCAGAAACUUGCUCUCGAAGCAGAAGCUAUGCGGCGUCAGGUGGAGCGUGAACGCGAGCUUGCGCGUCAGCAAGCGGACCGCGAGCGGCAACAGGCGGAGCUCGAGUUCGAACUCGCGCGUCAGCAAGCCGUACUCGCACGAAAACAAGCCGAGGCAGAGGCACAGCGCGAGCGCGAGCUCGCAGGCCUCGAGUCCGAAGCGGAACAAAUGGAGCUGCAAGCAAGACUCGCCGCCCUGGAAGCUUCAGAUAAGUCUGUCAAUUCACGUAGUUCGUAUUUUUCUGAUCAUAACGCCGAAAGGCGCACUACGACUUGGGUUUCGGAACAAAAUGCUAACAUGACUGUAGCAUCCCAUGAAAACAUACCUGGUGAGGCACCGAUUGUCACCUCGAGCGACGCUCCAGGACUUCUUUUACAGCCGGCCGCCGCCGCCAACUCGGUAUCUUUCAAAGUGCCAACUGUCAACCAAGCAACAUUCUCGAAACCCACUCAAGCCCUUUUAAAAAAUAACUACGGAACCGUGGCACCAAGACCACCAGUACAAUCUGAACAUUGCACAAUAGACCCUAUAACAAAACUUUCUCAGGCUAUAAACGCACUUUCAAACAGACCAAAGAAACCCGAGCUAGUUACAUUCUCAGGUGAUGUCGGUCAAUGGAUGGCCUUUAAAAGUAGUUAUGAGAGAAGUAAAAUCAACUUUUCCCCUUCAGAGAACCUAGAUCGCCUGAACGUCGCCGUCCGCGGACAAGCGUACCAGUCCGUCGCGUCCCUCAUGUGGACCUGCGGCUCGCCCGACGACGUCGUACAGGCGCUCGAGCAGACGUACGCGCGCCCGGAGCUGCUGGUCGCCCGCGAAGUCGCCGACCUACGGAACACGCAAAAGCUAAGUUCUGCUCAGGAUUUAAAUACGUUAGCGAACAAAUUACGAAAUUUUGUUACUACGCUCACAAUACUCAAACAAACGGAGUAUUUAUCCUCCCCGGAGCUUUUUCGGUGCAUCUUGGUAAAAAUGAGUGAGCACACUAGGUCGCGCUUUACAGAUUAUGCAACUGCUCACACGCCAGAGCAACAGAGUGUUACAAAACUUGAAUUAUUGUCACGUUUCCUUUUGAUUGAGGCUGACAAACAAUUAAAAUUUAAUUUUGUUGCUGACAGUACUGUCAAGGCGCCAACGCCACCAGCGUACUCAAACAUAUCACGAAAUAAUGCUCCGAAAUUUCCAUUAAAAAAGGAAACAAUACAUACUACGGUGUCUAACGAGACAACCUCUGAACAUUGUGCGUAUUGUAAACAAGGGUUUCAUAAAAUAAAGACAUGUAAGAGCUUUUUAAAACUAAUUGUAGAAGACAGAUGGCGCUGGGUUCGAGAAACUAAAAUAUGCUAUCGUUGCCUGAAGUCUAACCCACACACGUGGAACAAUUGCCGCGCAAAACGCUGCGGUGUCGACGGAUGCCCUAGACGCCACAACGCGCUUCUCCACGGCACAGGGACAACCGAGACUAACUCCGGCACGGCUCCUAGAGAUCAGGGCAAUAAUCUUCAAACAUCCUCUGAGAAUUCUAUACGCCCUGUCAUCAUAAAUAACACCGAUAACGAUAUUACAUCCGCUAAAAUUGCGAAUACUAUUGACUGCUCCAUUAAUGCAACAGGAUCUUCCCCAUCGACUUCACUUCCACGACGUCCCCGCGGCCUGCUGAAAGUAGUCCCGAUCGUACUCGAGGGCCCUGACGGCGCGUUCGAGACAACAGCGCUACUCGACGAUGGCAGCAUCUCAACGCUCAUCGACGCCGACGUAGCAGCACGCAUCGGAGCGAAGCCGACGAGUCCGGAGCGUCUUCGCAUCGAAGGUGUUAGUAAUAUGUCAACGGAACUCGACGCACUCUCACGCUUCAAGGCCCUCGAGCGACAGAUGUCAAAGGACUCGUCGUUUGCCGCAGCCUUUCAACAGUUCAUUGAUGACAUCAUCAGCAAGGGAUACGCCGAAGAGUGCGAUCCGAAGACCUAUCACCAUCGGCCUGCAGCAAAUACCUCUUGUGUAAACCCAGAUGGCUCUAUUCGCUGGUACCUGCCCAUUUUCGGUGUAUUUCAUCCUCAAAAGAAAAAGCUGAGAGCAGUUCAUGACGCGGCUGCCACGACGAAAGGCGUAAGCCUCAACAGCAUGCUUCUGCAAGGCCCUGACCUAUUGUCUCCCCUACUCGACGUUCUUUUCCGCUUCAGAGAAGGUGCAGUAGCCUUGAACGGCGACAUUAGAGAGAUGUUCCCCCAAAUUAAAAUCGCCACAAGAGACAGAGACGCCCAACGUUUUCUCUGGCGCGACAAGAACAACGACCUCAAGGAAUACCGCAUGUCGUCAAUGAUUUUCGGCGCAGUUUCAAGUCCCUUCAUUGCUCUCCACAUCAAAAACAAGAACGCGAAGAUGUUCGAAGUCAACUUCACCGCCGCCUGCAAAGCAAUCAUCGAAGACCACUACAUGGACGACUACCUAGGAAGCCACACCAACGUUGCUGACGCAGCUCAAAUGGCCGCCGAUGUUGUCACAGUUCACAAAUCUUGUGGUUUCGAAAUGCGAUCGUGGACCUCCAACCACCCAGAGGCGUUGUCUCUCGUCCCCAAAGAACUGCGAAGCGACGCCACAUCUGACGUUUACCUGCCUCCCAGUAGUGAUGUCGGCGUCUUGGGUGUUAAAUGGAACCCACGCCUAGACUGUUUAGGUUUUCGUGCCGUACCCCAGAUACCGACCGGCACCUUGACAAAACGUAUACUGUUAUCAAAUGUCAUGAAAGUCUAUGACCCUUUAGGUCUAUUGAUGCCAGUCGUGAUCUGGGGUCGUAUUAUAAUUCAAAGAUUAUGGCGGGCAGGCAUUGGCUGGGACACAGACUUACCUGAGAUGUACGUAAGCGAAUCCAAAGACUGGUUUGCACAGCUACGGAUCGCAGCCGAUAUAAAAAUCCCGCGCUGGUACAUGGUCAGGUCAGACUUGUCAGACGUUCAGCUGCACUUAAUCGCUGACGGUGGCGAACAAGCCUACGCCUGCGUUGCCUAUUGGCGUUUUACUUACAGCGAUGACUCCGUGUCGACAGCCCUCGUCGGCAGCAAGGCCCGAGUCAGUCCCCUGAAACCGAUUUCGAUCCCAAGAUCGGAAUUACAAGCUGCACUCAUCGCGUCGCGUUUCGCACAGACUAUUUUGCAAGCUCAUCGUUUUGAACCCUCCGCAACCACUUUCUGGACCGACUCAACUACUGUCCUAAAGUGGAUCCGGAGUGACGCGCGCGCUUUUAAACCGUUCGUCGCACACCGGUUGGGAGAGAUAUUGGAAACCACUAAUCCAUCCGAUUGGAGGUGGAUCCCUACCUCUCUCAACGUCGCCGACGAUGCGACAAAACCAAAAAGAACUGAUUUUACAGCAUCUCAUCGGUGGUUCACUGGUCCACAGUUUCUUGUUGAACCGACGUCCGCUUGGCCGACCGAGCGACACAUCAACGAGGAAGAGACCUCACCAGACCCCGAGCUAAAAUCAAAUCUGUUGAUUCUGCUCCUUGAUAUCCCACUUCCAUAUUCGGUACCUGAUCCGACGCGUUUUAACUCAUGGCUGCGUUUACUUCGCGCCACCGCCCGCGUUCUCCAGGGCGCACGACUUUUCCGGCUUAAACUCUCUCGACCAAUACACCCAAAUUCUAAAUUGUAUAUUGACCACACCACAUCUCCCCACCAGGUUCACGCAGCGGACAUCAUAGAAGCGGAGAAGAUGUUGGUUCGGCAAGCCCAGAGAGAGAGUUUCCCAGAGGAAUUGACAAACCUGCGAUCCUCGAAGCCAGUGCCCAAGGACAGUCGGAUUAAGAAACUCGCCCCUAUACUUGAUGAAGAAGGCCUCAUGCGUCAAAACACACGCAUUAUUUCCGCACCAGGAGUGAAUAACGAGACAAAAUCCCCCAUGAUUCUUGACGGCCGCCAUUACAUCUCAAGACUCAUCAUCUUUCACGAACAUGUAAAAGCCUCACAUCAGUUUAAUGAGCUCGUUCUAAAUGAACUUCGACAAAGGUUUUCGAUCCCAAGAGCCAGAGGAACCAUUCGCAGCGUAGCAAGCUCCUGUCUAAAAUGCAAGAGAUGGAACACGAAACCUAUGCAACCUCAGAUUGGUAACUUACCUCUAGAACGCCUAGAUCAUCAUAAAAGACCAUUUACCCACGUCGGCCUUGAUUAUUUUGGCCCUAUUCUGGUAACGCUAUACAGACGGAGCGAGAAACGAUACGUUGCCUUAUACACAUGCCUCACAACCAGAGCGCUUCACCUAGAAAUCGUGCACUCACUCACUGCAGAUAGCGCUAUAAUGAGCCUCAGGCGCUUCAUUGCUCGCCGAGGAUCGCCUACCACUAUAUUUUCCGACAACGGGACCAACUUCGUCGGCUCUUCCCGUGAACUACGAUCCCUACAUGACAACUCAAUUGUAGAAUAUGCCACUAAUCACAAAAUCGAUUGGCGUUUCAUCCCACCUGCAUCACCAUUCAUGGGCGGCGCCUGGGAGCGGCUGAUACGCACAAUUAAAGCAGCCCUCAGAUCCUGCCUAACGAAUAGGCCACUGAAAGAAGAAGUCCUUUCUACCCUCCUACUCGAGGCUGAAUCCAUAGCAAACUCAAGACCACUCACGUAUGUCCCGUCUUCCCCAGAUGCACCAGAAGCGAUUACACCAUUUCAUUUCAUUCUGGGCUCCUCUUCGGUCGUACCAUGGACCACGUCGCUGACAGACGCAGACCUUUCCCGACGCUGUGACUGGCGGAGAACCCUGCGCCUAGCAGACCAUUUUUGGGCACGAUGGCUACGCGAGUACCUACCAACACUUCGGCAGAGAGGGCCCAACAACAACAACAACCUUUUAAACCUUGGCGAGGGUGAUGUGGUGUUGAUCGCCGACCCUACGCUUCCUCGUGGUUUGUGGCCGCUAGGAAGAGUAGCAAAAGUUUACCUAGGACCUGACGGAGCGGUCCGCGUGGCAGACAUCCACACAAAAGGAGGCGUGCUGCGCAGACCGGCCCGGAAGCUGAUUUUGAUGGAGGCCGCGACCCAGCCAGUGACCACCAGUGGUUAG
This is a messenger RNA of Leguminivora glycinivorella, 5409 nucleotides long. RefSeq lists its product as uncharacterized. The transcript has 2 exons. The record is from RefSeq and is a predicted model, not a curated record. NCBI's taxonomy places the organism in Eukaryota, Metazoa, Arthropoda, Insecta, Lepidoptera, Tortricidae. The coding region runs from base 1 to 5409 and encodes 1802 amino acids. Gene Ontology annotation, biological process: DNA integration. Gene Ontology annotation, molecular function: nucleic acid binding.